UCAGAAAUAAUAAUAAAAUAGAGAGAGAGAGAGAGAGAGUGAUUUAGAGGCAUUAGUAAGGCAUAAUCACAUAAUUAGUUCUCCUUUGCGGAGAGGAUCCAACGAUUUUUUGUGGAGAGAGAAAGUGCGACAUGUAGAGAGAGAAACAGAAAGGGAAGGUUUGAUUUUUCGCUUUGGAAUUUCCUCCGUGAUUGAUUCGUCUUUGUCCCGAUUCUCAGCUGCUCGACGGCCUUCGAAGUUCGUCCAUUGGUGGAGAAAGUUGGCAGAUGCUGCUGGCCUGGUUGAAUCUUCCAAGGCUCAAUUUUGAAUCUUUCGCGGGUGAUUUUGGUUUCGAGCUCCCGGAGUUUGAUUCUCGUUGACGGGUAAGGGUUUUGCGAUUGUUUGGGAGCUGGAAUUGGAGGUGAGAGGGGUUGGAUUUUUUUUUUUUGUGAUGGGAGCUGAAAUGUUGAUCCGAAAUGCGGAUUAGGAGGAAUUCCGGCUCGGAUCUUGAAAUUUGGGCUCAACAGAGGCAACGGUGCGAUGGACAUGGACUCGCCGAUGGUUUCGGAGGCCGAUCACGAUCAUGCGGAGCAGAAUGGGGCUGACGCCGCUGCUCCGGCUCUGGAGACGGUUAUGGAGGGAGAGCAGCUCGGGGAGAAAUCGCCAUCGCCACCGCCUCAGGCUGCUCAGCAGAGCCCAGUGGUCGGUCCUAGACAUGCGCCGACUUACUCUCUGGUGAACGCAACGAUAGAGAGGAAGGAGGACUGCCCUGGACCGAGGUGCGGGCACACAUUGACGGCCGUGGGUGCUGUGGGAGAGGAGGGCAGCCCUGGAUACAUUGGGCCGAGGUUGAUAUUGUUCGGUGGUGCCACUGCCCUCGAGGGCAAUCCAUUUGCUGCUGGGCCUCCUUCUUCAGCUGGAAGUGCCGGAAUUCGACUUGCACAUCCCACAGCUGAUGUGCACUCUUAUGAUGUCUUGACAAAUAAAUGGACGAAGGUCGUACCUCUUGGUGAACCACCAACUCCAAGAGCAGCACAUGUGGCCACAGCUGUGGGAACAAUGGUCGUUAUUCAGGGUGGAAUUUGUCCUGUUGGCUUGGCAGCUGAAGAUCUUCACGUUCUUGACCUUAGCCACCAACGACCACGAUGGCAUAAGUUGUACUUCAGAUCACUAAUAGUUGCUGUUCAUGGCCCUGGUCCAGGUCCAAGAUAUGGGCAUGCUAUGGCUCUGGUUGGUCAAAGGUAUCUGAUGGCAAUUGGUGGAAAUGACGGGAAACGGCCACUGGAUGAUGUGUGGGCACUGGACACAGCUGCCAAGCCCUAUGAAUGGCAUAAGUUGGAGCCAGAAGGGGAAGGGCCACCGCCAUGCAUGUAUGCAACUGCAAGUGCACGCUCUGAUGGUCUUCUCCUACUUUGUGGAGGCCGGGAUGCUAGUGGUGUGCCACUUUCCAGUGCAUAUGGGCUUGCAAGACAUAGAGAUGGACGGUGGGAAUGGGCAAUAGCUCCAGGCAUCUCACCAUCUCCAAGAUAUCAACAUGCAGCAGUAUUUGUCAAUGCACGACUUCAUGUAUCUGGAGGGGCGCUUGGUGGUGGACGCAUGGUAGAAGACUCAUCAAGUGUUGCAGUGUUGGAUACUGCUGCUGGUGUAUGGUGUGAUACAAAGUCUGUCAUCACCAGUCCCAAAACUGCAAGGUCUAGUGCUGGUGCAGCUGUUGCUGAUGCUACAGUUGAGUUGACAAGGCGUUUCAGGCAUGCUGCUGCCGCCAUUGGUGAUUUAAUAUUUAUAUAUGGUGGACUACGUGGUGGAGCACUGCUCGAUGAUUUACUUGUUGCUGAAGAUCCAACUGGUCCAGAAACAACAGCAGCCUCUUCGGACAGUUAUGCAAAUGUUGAUGAAACAAGGAGGAGGCUUGGGGAUGGUGCAGUUUUGCUCGGAAACCCAGUUGCUCCCUCUGUAAAUGGCGACAUGCAUACGGAGGUGAGCUCUGAAAAUGGCAUUCCUCAUGGAUCCCGAAGAAUGAGCAAGGAUGUUGAUGUUUUAGUUAAAGCAUCAGCAGAAGAAGCUGAGGCUAUUACCGCUACUAUGAAUGCUGCUAAAGCACGGCAAGUUAAUGGAGGAGUUGACUCACCAGAUAGGGAUCGUGGGGCCGAGGCUACUCCUAGUGGGACUAUGACUGGGCCAGAUUCUGCUUCAAGUGAACUGAGUGCUGGAGUCCGACUGCAUCACAGAGCUGUGGUUAUAGCUGCAGAGUCCAGCGGAGCUUUGGGUGGUAUGGUGCGACAACUUUCCAUAGAUCAUUUUGAAAAUGAAGGCAGGCGAGUGAGCUAUGGUACCCCGGAAAAUGCCUUUGCUGCUAGGAAGUUGCUUGAUCGGCAGAUGUCCAUUAACAGUGUGCCCAAAACGAUCAUCGCACAUCUUUUGAAGCCACGUGGAUGGAAACCUCCUGUCCGUCGGCAAUUCUUCUUAGACUGCAAUGACAUAGCAGACCUUUGUGAUAGUGCUGAGAGAAUAUUUUCAAAUGAACCAACUGUUCUGCAACUGAAGGCUCCUAUGAAGAUAUUCGGUGAUCUGCAUGGCCAAUUUGGAGAUCUUAUGCGCCUGUUUGAUGAAUAUGGUGCUCCUUCCACAGCUGGGGACAUUGCAUACAUUGAUUAUCUCUUCUUAGGAGAUUAUGUUGAUCGAGGUCAACACAGUCUAGAGACUAUCACUCUUCUGCUUGCACUGAAGGUUGAGUAUCCUCGAAAUGUGCAUCUAAUCCGCGGCAACCACGAAGCUGCAGAUAUAAAUGCCCUGUUUGGCUUCCGAAUCGAAUGCAUUGAGCGCAUGGGUGAAAGAGAUGGAAUUUGGACAUGGCACCGAAUAAAUCGUUUGUUUAAUUGGCUUCCUCUAGCAGCUCUGAUCGAAAAGAAAAUCAUCUGUAUGCAUGGUGGUAUUGGCCGUUCGAUAAACCAUGUUGAACAGAUUCAGAGUCUUCAGCGUCCAAUUACCAUGGAAGCAGGCUCAAUUGUUCUUAUGGAUUUGCUAUGGUCUGAUCCAACAGAGAACGAUAGUGUGGAAGGACUCAGGCCAAAUGCUAGAGGUCCCGGGUUGGUUACUUUUGGGCCCGACCGUGUGAUGGAAUUCUGUAGAAACAAUGAUCUCCAGCUAAUUGUACGUGCUCAUGAAUGUGUAAUGGAUGGGUUCGAGAGGUUUGCCCAAGGACAUUUAAUUACCCUGUUUUCCGCUACCAAUUACUGUGGAACUGCAAGUAAUGCAGGGGCAAUCUUAGUUUUGGGAAGAGAUCUGGUUGUGGUUCCGAAACUCAUUCAUCCUUUACCCCCAGCUAUUCCGUCUGGGGAGGCACCAUCUGAGCACAUAGAAGAUACGUGGAUGCAGGAGCUUAAUGCUAAUCGACCUCCCACACCGACUAGAGGGCGCCCACAGAUAACGAAUGAUCGAGCUGGAUUUCUGGUACUCUCUGACGAGCAAGAUCAGCACCUCGAGAAAUCCGAACACAAAUGAUUAUACUGUGGGGGAGGUCUUUCCAUGAACUGCAGAUUCAAUUCCUAUCAGGCAGAAGAUGAGUGUUGAGAGUCAGGAGGUGAUGGCUGCUGGAUGGACGGACCAUCACCCUUUGACAUAUCCGAGGUCCUGUCAUUGAGAUCCAGCCUUGUAAAUUUUUGCCAUUCGGAGGUUUGCUGCGAUGGAUUUGUUUAGUCUACAUCUCUAGAUUCAUGUAAUGGGUAAUUUAUUUCCUCGUUUAGGGCUUAAUUAAUUUUGGCCAUUGGAAGAGCUAAAAAUGCGGGAUCAGCGAAAUUAUGUAUGGUCUAAUCGCUUCGGGGUUUCACCAAUGUAUCAUAUAGGCCUUUUGUUUUGUAAAAAUAUAAGUGUGAAGAAAAGGUAAGGUAGUUUCCCUUUUGGAAAAAAAAAAUCACUGAUUUCUCUGGUGCAAUGUAAAAUUGUGAAUAUUUCUUUCCACUCAAAAAGAAAAAAGGAACUUUGUGAAGACAUGAG
Molecule: messenger RNA, 3972 nt
Organism: Punica granatum (pomegranate)
Lineage: Eukaryota; Viridiplantae; Streptophyta; Magnoliopsida; Myrtales; Lythraceae
Source: RefSeq, a predicted model, not a curated record